This is a messenger RNA of Rhagoletis zephyria (snowberry fruit fly), 2134 nucleotides long. RefSeq lists its product as uncharacterized. The record is from RefSeq and is a predicted model, not a curated record. Lineage: Eukaryota; Metazoa; Arthropoda; Insecta; Diptera; Tephritidae.
AUGCCAACGACAGCGUGGACGAGACAACAGCAGCGUUCGCUGCAGGGCGCCUCAACUGCCACCAUGCAUCACACUCAGCAACGACCAGCGACAAAUUUGCGACUGCAGAAGCAGCAUUCGUUCACCGAGGCCAACAGGACACAGCAUACCGCUGGCAGCAGUGGCCAUUUAUUGACCGCGCGUAGACCUGGCAGCGGCUACUUGACACGUGGUCUGUCAGUGGAUCGCUCGCUGGAGAGUAUACGCCAAAAAUUGGCAAUACAAAAACCAGCAGCAGCAGCAGCACAUGAUGCGCAGAAUAAGCGAAUGAAUAAAGCCUUGAAGAGUGGCGUGGAAAAAUUUAAAGGUAUCAAAAAUCAAAGAUUGACAGAGGGGAAGUAUAGCUGUGUGCGUGCGGGUUCAACAUCUUCAUUGUUAAAAACUUUGGAUCAGGAGCUGCGACAAGUGAAUGGUCAGUUGGGCCAGCAGUACGGUAAUUGUAAUAGUGCGUUUGAUCCAACGAGUGCUAAAAAGAAUACAGGGGCAGAGUGCAUCAACAAAAACAACCCAAAUUCUCCGUUACCGUCGUCCGAGCGUGAGGACGAAAUUGCAAAUUCUUCGGCAACACUUAAAAGUGAUAGCAGCAAAGUAAACCUGAACAUUGUGCUAUCGCAUGCGAUUAACUACAGACCACCAAACGGCAACGAGUCCAACAACAGCGAUAUUGACAGUUGUUCCGAAGGCGCUGAGGGCAACCGUAUAAACAAGUCUUCAGUGCGCACCUUGCGCACCGAUUUGCCUGCUAGAGUUAAUAUAGCCGCAAUUUCGCCAUCUGCCACCACAACUACUUCGACGACUGCAACUGUAAGUGCCAAUGCCACUAUUCAACAACGUCGCGCACAAUUUCGUACGAGUCGCAAUCUCUCCAUAAAUACUAGCACCACAACAAGAAGCGUGCCACCAGCAGCAUCGAGUAGUAAUACCGCUUUGUCGAUUAAUCAAAACGAUUUAAUUGUCGCAUCCGCGACUUCCAAUAACACUGCUGCUGGUGGCACUUUAAACGUCUCACCAUCUCUAAUUGUACAACGUCGUCCGCCCUUGGUGCGUGCUAUGUCCGCGCCAGUACGCUCACGUUCGCUCGACGAGAAUACCAAAGGUGUGCUGGCGUUUCAGAAACGCAAAUUGCGGCGCCGUAAACUAAUUUCGCGCAACCCAAGUCUUUGCGAAAAGUCUGAAAUAAGUGCUGGUGAGGCAGAUAAAAAUGAUGUACUCUUCGAUUUGAAUGCACCUAGCGGAAAGAAGCAACCGAUAUCACGUACGCGUUCCACGCUAGCGGUCGAUGUAAUCACAUUGGUCUCACUGGUUAGCUCUGAGGGUAGCGAUUCGGAAAAGGAAGAUUCUGCACCGGAAACCGGACGUAGCAAUGCGGAACGUUCACGCAGCACUGGCAUGCCAUCACUACGAAAAACUGGCAAAUCAGUUUCUUUCCAAGAGAACUAUCCUCCAAACUUUCAACUAGCCACAAAGGAAUAUUCGCAUAUGAUACGACGCGGCUCGAUUGCUCCCUUGGCUGCACGUUUACGUUCCAAUCGACCGCCAACAGCUCCACCAGUUUCAAUCUUCAUGACUGAUUCGACCGCUAACGCUACCGCUAAUGCAAUGACUACAAUAACAGGUAAUAAUUUUGAAAAUAACAGUGGCGGCGACGCAAACGCAAACACUUGCAUUGAAGGCUCGCAAAGCUCGAACAAUAUCACCGAACCCACAUGUGAUGUUAAACUAAAUACAGAGGAAUAUGUUUACCCCGAUUAUGUGCGCAGUUUGAAGGAACGUGAAUGUUGGAAGUUAUAUCGGAAAAUGUCCGUUAAAGGCGUUACAGUUUCAUAUGACACUGUGCUGCGCGGCAUGUUGACACCGACUGAGUUUCGGCAAAUACAGAAACAACGUGAAAUAGAAGAAGCUAAAGCACGCGCAUUAGAGGAGGAAAAGGAGGCUGGCUUAGAGCAAACGCCCCCAACGUCGGCUGUAGAUCGUUUAACGCAGAAAUUGUUGAAAAAGUAGUUGAAAAUGUUAAAAUGUUAUGUACUUAGUGUUUUAGAAACAUAAUUAUUCAAAGGAUGGCUAUUGAGAAAGCAUUCCUCGAUUUCCGUGCUGA